AUGUUUAAACUGUCGGAGUCUUCAUACACCUGUCAAGACUAUAUUUCUGACCACAUUUGGAAGACCAACGAGUAUUAG
Molecule: messenger RNA, 78 nt
Organism: Zygosaccharomyces rouxii
Lineage: Eukaryota; Fungi; Ascomycota; Saccharomycetes; Saccharomycetales; Saccharomycetaceae
Exons: 1
Coding region: 1-78 (25 amino acids)
Source: RefSeq, a predicted model, not a curated record